CUUAGCGCACCGUUAUUUAUGUCCGUGUUGGGAACAUUUGUUGUGCUACUAUUUUAUUUGAUGAUGAACAAGCGUCACUAAAUCACGAAAACACUCCCCUGUGUAGAGUGUUUAUUACUACACGGCGCACAAAAUGCCACGUUCAUACUUGAAAACGGACGAGGCGAGAGAUGCUGCGGAGAUGAAAUAUUUGCUUGCAUCCAAAAUUAGGCGUCGAAAAGAAGAAAUCCAUAACUACAUAUUAGAAAGGAGAGCUGAAGUUCACAAACGAAUCAGAUAUCGAAGGCACCUAUUCCAGAAUUAUCUCAGCACGAGAACGUCACCAUCACCAGAUGAAGAAGAUCUGCAAAAUCAUGUCCCAAUCCCUUCAGACCCAGACUGGUGGGAGAAAGUCGUGAUGACAGAGUUUGGACCAGAAGACUGGCUUGACAAGUUCCACGUCACAAGAGACAUCUUCCUUCUUCUGAGCAGCAAACUCAAGCCCCAGCUCGAGCAAAUGUAUGUACAACAAACCGGACAGACCAUUACACUAGAGAGAUGUAUCGCCAUGGCCUUAAUGCGUUUGUCCACCAGCACAGAAUAUUGUUUCUUAAGCGAACUCUUCGGUGUGCCUAUCCCUGUCGUCUGUCAGUGUGUACGGGAGGUGUGUGAAGCCAUCAUUUUGUUACUGAAACCCCUCUACAUGCAGUUACCUGCAGAUCACGAACUAGAAGAAAAUGCUGAGCAGUUUCAUACUCGGUGGGGUUUUCCUCACUGCAUUGGUGUCAUAGACUCCCUUCACAUCCCUGUUAAAUCGCCCGCCACGGACACGCAGGAUUGCUGGAACCCGAGAGGUUGGCACUCCGUGGUUCUUCAGGGUGUGGUGAACGCACAAGGUACGUUCUGGGACGUUUGCUCUGGUUUUACAGGCAGCACAGAUGACAUGACCAUCCUGCAGAGCUCAGAGCUGUGGACUAUGGCAGAGCAGGGAGGAUUCUGCUCUCAGCCACCCAAAGAGCUCAUGGGUCAUCCGUUGGGAUUUCUGCUGCUGGGGGAUGCGGGUUACUCGCUUCAGACCUGGCUACUGAAAUGUUAUCCCUCAUCGCUGAAUCUAACACAUCAACAGCUAACAUUCAACGUCCAACUAAACCACGGCCUUCAAGUCAUCGAACAUGCCUUCCAGCGCCUUAAAGCACGCUGGCAGUGUCUGCACAACAGAAAUGACAGCAACUUAGACUUGGUAUCCAAGAUGGCUGUAGCUUGCUGUAUCUUGCACAAUAUCUGUAAUGUGCAUAACAGCCCGUUUAAAGAGGAGUGGGUUGAAGCACUGAGUCAGAAUGAAUGUCCACAGCCCACAGACGUUUCUACGGUCUAUAUAGAUGAUCCGAACGCUGAGGCAGUUCGUUCUCUGCUCUGUAGCUAUUUUGAGCAACAACAGAUGAGUAAAACACUCGAUCAGUCUCCAACAAGCAGCCCGGUUCUGCCUGUACCUGAGCCUCCUCAAGUUGACUGUGCUGGAACAACAUAGCUUGUUUAUUGAAUAUUUAAUAUUUUCCAUUUAAUAUUUAAAAAUGAACAUGGAUUAGCUGGCAGGAAGUGUCUAAAUUGAUUGUAUUUAAAGUCAAUCUCAUAUUUUAUGACUCUAAGGUGAUUUGUUUUAUUAACUUUUAUAAAUGAAUGACUUUUAAUAUGACAAGUUUUAUUUGGUGUCUGAUGUAUUGAUAUUGUAAAUAGUAGAUCUAAAUGUUGUGUUCAAAGAUAUUUUUAUUUCUGUUUUGUUGAAAUAAACAAUAAUAUUGAUG
Rhinichthys klamathensis goyatoka is the source of this 1781-nucleotide messenger RNA. Its product is annotated as putative nuclease HARBI1. Lineage: Eukaryota; Metazoa; Chordata; Actinopteri; Cypriniformes; Leuciscidae. The record is from RefSeq and is a predicted model, not a curated record. The transcript is spliced from 2 exons. The coding region runs from base 134 to 1507 and encodes 457 amino acids.